Molecule: messenger RNA, 3584 nt
Organism: Amoebophrya sp. A25
Lineage: Eukaryota; Dinophyceae; Syndiniales; Amoebophryaceae
Source: the annotation of a GenBank genome assembly
GGUACUUUGGUCUCAAGUAUACUUACUUCAUCCUAGUAACACGGACGAGAGCUCCUUCCUAGACUUUGGCUUUUUCCUAAUCCCAGCAGUAUUGUCUACAUCAUUUUCAUGUUCACCGUUCAACUUCAAAAGAACCAACUUGAUGACAGGCCUAGUAUUUCAGAGGAGGUAUUUCAGAGUCAUUGAAUAAUCGUCGCAGUGUGCUAGGGCAUAUCGCGUGGAAAGCACGCAGGUGCGGGGGAUGGCACACAUCUGACACAACGCGCAGAUGUACUUACAUAGGGAAAUCCGCAGGUCGACUACUGUCUCUUUGUUUUUGUAGCGGGAAGAACAAGAUGAUUGAAUGACGUCACCUUUGCUGUAGACGAGCUGCUACUCCAGGGACAAGAAGGCAGUGUUGUAUUUAGCACGUAAACACUUAAAUGCGGAUACGGAUUCAUCAGACAUCGAACAGGACUUUCUCUUUUGCGGAGUUACCACCAGGAACAAGCGGCAGACACGAGUAAAGGAGCGUCGACCUAUUGUCAGGAGCAGGACAGCACAGUAAUACUUGGAGCAGAGUGCUCCUCACCACGACCAUUCGCGAGCUGUAAUAUUAGAUGAACCGAUACAUUAACCUCCACCUCGUCGAGCUCGCCGCAACGAUUGAAUAAGAAGUACACCCUACCCCUAGUACUACUCGAGAGUCGAGUCAUCACAUCUUCCGGUGCGUGGAUUUAUUAGAGCUUUGCAAGAAGUCAACAACAUCAACAAUAAGGUCACCAUGGUGGUUCACCGAGCAGCGGGCGCAGGCCUGGAGAUAGGACAGAAAUUUGCGGUGUCGUUCAGCUGGUUCACUUCAUUCGUUCUGUUCGUCACCGUCUUCGCCGUACUCUCUUUCACGUAUCACUCGCGUGUGGAUACUCAUCUCGUUUCCACGGUUGGUCUCUUCUUCGCCGCAAUCUACUUAUGCUAAACUGCUUUGACCACUAGCACAGUCUAACGUUAUUCAAUUUGUUGGUAACCUAUGGAUCUAUAUUUGUAACAGUAGACAUUGCUAUUUCUAUGUUGUAUUUGUUCACUUGCACUUGUUCCACUGCAACUGCAUUCUUACAUUCUCUUUCUAGUACUUCUAGAAAGCGAUCCGGAACCGGAGGCGGAGGCCGUGAAGAAAGACUCUCGUGGAGGCUCCUGUUUGGUAGUUCUUUAGACGCACUUCUUGAUCUUGACUCACUCGGACCAUUGCUUCUAACCGUUGGCUUUCCCAAUGCGGAAUCACGUUUCCGAGAAAGCGUUUGGAGGUGGGUGCCUCUUUUUUCAUGUGGGGGUUCAGUGUUACUUGCCACUUGGCUCGGCGAGACCAACUACGCAUGGUACCAGCGCAAUUUUUAUGUAGGGCCAUUCAGAAGCUGUUGCUUGAAAUGUGAAGCUUAAGCUGUACUUGUAGAAGGGCGGAGGUCGACCAAAUGAUAAUGUUGUCUAAAAGAAUAUCAAUAUUUAUACCUUACCUACGAAAGUAGCUCCUAGGUGGAGCAACAAAAAAUAGAUGCUUUAAAAUGGAGAUGCAUUCGGUCAUGUUUAUAAUCAUAAUGUGCUAGAUUUUUUCCGAUACGCUUGAAUUGCUUCCUCUUCAUUCAUGUUUCGACAUCGAGUAUGGGCAUGUUUACACGGGAGUAAGAGCAACGAAUCCCGGGACAUUGUAUACCGACGCCGCCGUCAUUCGAUUCUCCUCAGACGCGCGACUUGAUAACACCAGAGUGACCGCCCUCACUGACGAAGACGGGACAUCGUAGUUGUUUUGGUUUUGUUAUCUUGUAGGUAGGUACUAGAAUUAGAAGUUAGCACAACUACUUCUGCUAAGUGGAAGUGUACUUUUUUACUGGAUAUGGACUUACUUUUGCAGUAGCAUCUUAAAAAUGCUGGUCUACUUAACGUAUUUAAUUUGGUCUUACAGGUACUGUGUCGCUCCAGUAGUAGACCAAAACCCAGUGAAAAAAGGGCUUCCAUACAGCUUUUGGGCAGUCGGGACUGGCUGUUGCGCACCUGAAAAACAGGACUUUUGGUGUGGAAGCGAUAGCCUCAGGAAAAAACUUACUGCAACCGAGGUCGAGACUGCGAAGACAGGACUCGUCGUAGGGUCGACAGGUGUCGCGGUUAGGAAAAUUAUGAGGGGUUAAGAAAAUUAUUGACGAGGACUCGAUUGACGUUAGCUGGCCAGACUAGUGAUGACCAUGGUGAUCUACGUAGCUGUUUCUUCCGUCACGAUGUUCAAGGCAAAGAGAAAAACUCUGACACUCAAGUAGCUUCUACCACUUACCUCUGUUUGUUUUAGGCUAAGCAUGGGGAUUCAUUCGUAUUAAUUAGCAAUUGCUGGUUAGUCUUGGAAGAUAUUGAAUUGACAGCCACUCGAUUCCGUACCUACUUCGGUUUUGCGACCCAGUGACUAGGGUCUAGAUACCUCGUACUGCACAAUAUUGCUAAGACACAGAUCUCGACGACGUCGAUGUCACAAAGCAAAAAAGACGAACUGGCCAUGUUUGAGCGAGCAAUCAAAAUGGCGAACAGUCGACACGCCUUGCCGCGGCCAACCGCUCAAGACUCACUUGUACUCCUAAACUGGACGACAAGCGCGACAAAGGUAUUACCAACAUGAUAGAUGAUCUAAUGGGGUGACAGUGUUGCAGUUUUAUGGUUCAAAAAUCCGCUACUAGUUUGUUCUGACCUUCUCGAGGAGAAUCAAGCUGAAUCAAUAUAUCACAAUCAAUGAUACGUCUACAACCUUUUUCCCUCACAGACAUCGGAGUUUUACUUUUUCUUUUCCCGCCCCCAUGUUUUUCACCCUCUUAUCUUUGAAAAAAAUGGUUCUUCACAUCGGUUCUCUGAAAAAAAUGGGCCAUCGAUUCGUGCUAGUACUGAAAUAUAAGAAACGCGAAUGACAUUGACACCUCCAGGAUAAGUCGGAUUAUCGACAGGCGGGUUUGCUAUUCUUCUGGGUAUCGCUUUUGCUAGUACUAGCGCUGUACGUAAGCUUUCUCUUGUUCGCGCAGCCAGGAGAGACGGACCCAGCGCAUCCGGACUGGGUUGCGGCUACAGCAGCUGGAAUGGGCGACAGGGGUCUCGUUUUGCAACAGAAUCCGAUGAUGCAAAGGGGCAGAUAGAUGAAAUACUACAAAUUCAAAUCGAUUCUCUCUCAGAAAAACUCGCUGCCGUUGGAACAAUCGGACAGCAUUCGGAUUCUACCUUGUGUACUGAAGCUACACUAGUAUCACUUCAGAGCCAGUGUUGGUCGUGACGGUGACACCGGAAUAAAUUAAGCAUUCAGAUGAAUUUCCUUGCAUGGCAAACGCAAACUUCAGAAGGUGGAAAAAUGUUCAUAAUUGUCUUCUGCCAUCCAAAAAAGAAAGAAACUGAAACAUUUUUUUAUCAAGAUAGGUGGCUGCAUUAUCGAAGGCACGGGUCCACAAUUUCCUUUACCUCUUUGGCUAGUUCAGGACUUGUGUACUACAGUGGUAAGAAAGAAAGCACCACCAACAGAAACACUUCAGUAGAGAUACCCAGCAGUAUCAAGAAGGAAAGGGAUCAAAAACAGCUGGACAGGCAUUCAA